GGCGGGCUCGGGGAGGUCCGGGGGAGGAUGGAGCAGUGAGCGGGGCUGGGCCGCUGCCGGCAGCGCCAUGGAGACCGUGCAGCUGAGGAACCCGCCGCGCCGGCAGCUGAAAAAGUUGGAUGAGGAUAGUUUAACCAAACAACCAGAGGAAGUAUUUGAUGUCCUAGAGAAACUUGGAGAAGGGUCCUAUGGCAGUGUAUACAAAGCUAUCCACAAAGAGACUGGUCAGAUUGUUGCUAUUAAACAAGUUCCUGUGGAGUCAGACCUGCAGGAGAUUAUCAAAGAAAUUUCUAUAAUGCAGCAAUGUGACAGUCCUCAUGUAGUCAAAUAUUAUGGCAGUUAUUUUAAGAACACAGACUUGUGGAUUGUCAUGGAGUACUGUGGUGCUGGUUCUGUAUCUGAUAUCAUUCGAUUACGAAAUAAAACGCUAACAGAAGAUGAAAUAGCUACAAUAUUACAAUCAACACUUAAGGGACUGGAAUACCUUCAUUUUAUGAGAAAAAUACACCGAGACAUCAAGGCAGGAAAUAUUUUGCUAAAUACAGAAGGACAUGCAAAACUUGCAGAUUUUGGAGUAGCAGGUCAGCUUACAGAUACCAUGGCUAAACGGAAUACAGUGAUAGGAACACCAUUUUGGAUGGCUCCAGAAGUUAUUCAGGAAAUUGGGUACAACUGUGUGGCAGACAUCUGGUCUCUGGGAAUAACUGCCAUAGAAAUGGCUGAAGGAAAGCCCCCAUAUGCUGAUAUCCAUCCAAUGAGGGCAAUCUUCAUGAUUCCUACAAACCCUCCUCCCACGUUCCGAAAGCCAGAGUUGUGGUCAGAUAACUUCACAGAUUUUGUGAAGCAGUGUCUUGUAAAGAGCCCUGAGCAGAGAGCCACAGCCACUCAGCUUCUCCAGCACCCAUUUGUGAAGAGUGCCAAAGGAGUGUCAAUACUGCGGGACUUAAUUAAUGAAGCCAUGGAUGUGAAACUGAAACGCCAAGAAGCUCAGCAGCGGGAAGUGGACCAGGAUGACGAAGAAAACUCAGAGGAAGAUGAGCUGGAUUCUGGCACAAUGGUUCGAGCGGUUGGUGACGAGAUGGGUACUGUACGAGUGGCCAGCACCAUGAGUGAUGGAGCCAAUACUAUGAUUGAGCAUGAUGACACAUUGCCAUCACAGCUGGGCACCAUGGUGAUCAAUGCGGAGGAUGAGGAAGAAGAAGGGACUAUGAGAAGAAGGGAUGAGACCAUGCAACCUGCAAAACCAUCUUUUCUUGAAUACUUUGAACAAAAAGAAAAGGAAAACCAAAUCAAUAGCUUUGGUAAGAGUGUACCUGGCCCACUGAAAAAUUCUUCAGAUUGGAAAGUUCCACAGGAUGGAGACUAUGAGUUUGGUCUCACUAAAUUGCUUAAGACCUUGCUAGUUGCUGAGGCUGGCUUUGAACUUGUGAUCCUCCUGCCUCAGCCUUUGGAUUCUCUGGGAUUACAGGAAUAUGCCACUAACACCUAGUGCAAAAAAUGUUUAAAAAACCAAAUAUUCUUUGUUAAAGACUAGAAAUGAUUUUCUACUUAAAACAAAAACAAACAAACAAAAAACACCAAGGGCUGGGGAUAUAGCUCAGUUGGUAUAGUGCUUGCCUUGCAUGCAUAAGGCCCUGGGUUCUAAUCCCCAGCACCACACACACACACACACACACACACACACACACACAAAACCCCACCAAGAUUCUGGCAUACAUAAGGAAUCUAAAUACAAAUUCACAAAUGGUGGCUAAAAUUCUGUCCACUUUCAACCUAAUACAAUAUAAAUCUAUAAACAAUUUAAAGUAUAUAAUGGAAAUGUCAAGAAGUCAGAACUACUACACAUCAUUACUGAUGGGUUCCACUGUACUUCAAACAGGCACAGCAUAUGUGCACAUCUGAUGGACAGAUGGCUUGGAAAAUUAAAGCUACCAGAGCUAUAGAUAAGGAAUACAUAAAUACAAACAUAGCAGAACCAAAAUAGGCCAUUUAAAAGAAGAUGAAUAAGAUGGUAUGCAGAUACUUGAUGGUUUCUCUGUAAGCCCCUUUGCGCUAAUUUACAAAGCUACGGUUUUGUAAUUCUUUUAAAAAGGAAAAAUUUUCUACACUGCUGCAUGCAGUAAUUUCACGGUACAUUCAUGUGCAGUCUUUAGAUCCUCCCAAGGAGCUUGACAUAUCUCAUCAGGAUUUCUGCAGAAGGUCAGCUUGUCAUAUUCUCAGCAGCCUUUAGUGCUUCAAUAGCCUUGCAUAUUUCCUUGAUAACCAAUGAUCAAGCUUCCUUGUUAAUUCCUUGUUCACAAAGUGAAACACAGACAAGUGUUUACAUGCCUAAGCCAAUAUUCAAAAUUCUUGAAAUCUCAAGCAGCUUGUCCGUGGUUUCCUUAACUGUAUUAAAAUUUGCUUUCCACAAGCUGGUACCAUUGCCACUCUUCAUGGUGGAGGCCAAGGGAGGCAUCUUUGGGUUUUUAUUAAGAAGUUUUACUGAAUUGUUCAAGCAGGGUCACUUAUUCAUUCUUUAUUAGGUCUAGUUUUUUGCUUUUGAUUAUAUGCUUUUGACAUUUGCUAGGAGUUGAGAAUUACUACUACUGUAGCAGAUAUGCCUUUAUUUUACUGAUGUUUAAAUUAACAAUCCCAAAAGUAUGUCUUCAUAUUUUCUGGGAACCAAUUAUCUACAACUUGAAAUUUUAUCUGCUGUUUUAUAAUGACAUAGGAAACUUUUCUAAAACAUUAUCUAUGAAUUUAUUGUCCAUUUUUGCCAAAUGAAUUUUAAAAAUUAGUGUACAUCCUUGAAUACCCCAACUUCCAUUUUAAGAUAAAACCUAAUGAAGUUCCAAUCACUCAGCAACAUGCAUCAUCAACUUUUUGUUGUUGUUGUUGUUGUUACUGGGGAUUGAACUCAGGGGCACUCAACCACUGAGCCAUAUUCCCAGUCUUAUUUUGUAUUUUAUUUAGAAACAGGGUCUCACUGAGUUGCUUAGUGCCUCACCAUUGCUGAGUCUGGCUUUGAACUUAUAAUCCUCCUGCCUCAGCCUCCCAAGCCACUGGGAUUCAUCAUCAACUUUUAUAACUGUUCUUGUUUUAUAUAAUCCUUCACCUCCACUAGUCCCCCCUUUGACUAAGUGUUAAUUUCCAGUGGUCUCAGUCCCCCACCUUUUUUUUUUUUUGUUAUCAGGGAUUGAACUCGGGGACACUUGACCACUGAACCAAAUCCCUAGCCCUUUUUUGUAAUAUUUAGAGAGAGAGUCUUACUGAGUUGCUUAGCACUUUGCUCUAGCUGAGGCUGGCUUUGAACUCGUGAUCCUCCUGCCUCAGCCUCUUGAGCCACUGGGAUUACUAUUCCCCACUUUUACCUCUUGAUUUUUUUGAAGUAAAUCAAAGGUAAAUGUAUAUCAUUUCUAAAUAUCUUCGUAUAUAUUUCUAAGAUAUUAAAGACCUCUUUACAAUACCUUAAAGAAUGAUUCUUGGGCUGUGGUUGUGGCUCAGGGGUAGAGUGCUUGCCUGGCACGUGUGAGGCACUGGGUUCAAUUCUCAGCACCACAUAAAAAUAAACAAACAAAAUAAAGGUAUUGUGUCUUUCUACAACUAAAAAAAAAAAAAAACUAAAAAAAGAAUGAUUCUUCAUGCUUCAAAAUACUUGUCAUUAUUCAGUUUUCCCCAUUAUAAUUUUUUUAUACAGUGAAAUAGAAUCCAGAUAAGAGCUCUGUACUGCAUUUGGUUGAUAUCUAUGUAUACAGUCUUUUAAUUCAUAGGCCCCUACUCCCACAUACUUUGUGAGAUUGUUGAAGAAACUAGUUGUUUCAUAUGAUUUCCUAACCUUUUGGAUAUUGCUGAUAGCAUCUGAGUGGUACUGUUUAAUGUGUUCUAUGAAUUUCUUAUAACUUGGUAGUUUAAUCUAGACCAGGAGCUCUCAGGAUCCCUUUGCACUUAUCAACAUUAUUGGGGGCCAGCGGGUAUGGCUCAGUAGUAAAGCGCUUGCCUACCAUGCAGGAGGCCCUGGUUCCUCCAAAAGCUUUUAUUUAUAUGGGUUAUAUCUAUUGAUAUUUACUGAAUUAGAAAUUAACUGAAAAUUUUAAAAUAAUUUAUUAUAAUUCACUUAAUAAACUCAUUCAUUAAUAUAAAAAAUUAUGAACAUAUAUCCCCCCAAAAAACAAACAAUAAGAAUGAUACUGUUUACAUUUCUUAAGCUGUAAAUAUGGCUUAAAUAGGCGAUAGUAGAUUAUCACACCUGUUUUUGUGUUCAAUCUGUCUUAAUAUAUUAUUUUGGUUGAAGUAUAUGAAGAAAGCCUAUCCUGGCAAAGAUGUGUAGUUGGAAAAAGGAGACAUAUUUUAAUAGCCUUUUCAGAUAAUUGUGGAUAUUUUUCUUUGACCCUAUAUCAAAAUACAAUGGUGGUGGUAAAACAGAAGUUUUGAGAGGAAACUUGAUUCCGUGCUUCUGCAGAUGAGACUGGAGUUUCUCUGUUUCUGCUGGCUGGUGGGGUCUGCAUAAGGUUGCAGGCGUCUGAGCACGCCUCCCAGGUGUCUGAGAACCUCUUUUUUUUGGUUUGGUAAUGAGGAUUGAACUCAGGGGCACUCAACCACUGAGCCACAUUCUCAGUCCUAAAUUUUGUAUAUUAUUUAGAAACAGAGUCUGAGUUGCUUAGUGCCUCACUUUUGCUGAGGCUGGCUUUGAACUUGCAAUCCUCUUGCCUCAGCCUCCCGAGCCGCUGGGAUACAGGCGUAUGCGACCGCGCACAGCUUGAGGACCUCUUAAUGGAGGGCUGUACCCUUAAGUAUUGUAGCAGACCUCAGCAGCUCACAAUCAAUUUUACCUUUCUGGGUUCUUAUCUCAUGAAUUCAAAGAAUGAAAUCCACAGACCAAGAUGAAUGAAUGAAAGAGUAGAAUUUAUUGAAGAAUAGAAACAGGAACUGAACUCUUGCAGUGCAAGAGAGGCCCUGUAGUAAGCAUUUCUGCUCCAAGUGUACUAGUCUAGGGAUUUAUAGAGCAUUUGGUUCACUGCUAUGGGUCCACACUUAUGCUAAUUGGGGUUUGGAAAUGUACUAAUGCUCUCAACUCUUGAGUCCCGAUUGCCAUUCAGCUCUGUCCUGCUUCUAUUUUCUUAUCACAGGUCAGGAAGCGGGAAGUUGAGGUCAUGGGAUGGUCUAUCCUUGCUGGUUCUGGGCGGCAGCAUGUGUGCAGGGGGCUUCUACAAUAGGCAUCCGUACCUUGUCCAGGCCUGACCACCCAGGGGUGACAGUUUGGUGCACCUUGUCUAGCAGUGCCUCAGGACUGCCACACCCACAUGUUGGGUUCCACUCUGCCACGGGCCAUGCACUCCGACCCACCCAGCCUGCCACUCUGCUCUAGUGCUCUGCUGCCAUUUCUCAGCAGGGACCAGUAGGCUGGCUGUGCGGCUUGGCAGCCAGGAAGCCAUGUCAGUGGUUUCUUAAAGGUCAGUUGCAGUGUGGAAUCUGAAACUUUAAUAUACUACAUAUUAAAAUUCAUUGGCCUGACUUAAAUUUGAAUGGGACAUUUAUUCACACAUGAUUUAAUAACAUUGUGCCUUCUUCAUUUGAAAACCAUUGGUCCACUGUGUUAUACAGAUCUUCCAAAUAUUGGCAUACUUCAUUAUACAAAAUUUUUUAAAAAAAUCCUCAGAUUUAUGACCCAUCUCUUCAGGAAUCAAGUUUUCCAAAAUUAUGAUUUUUGUUUGAAAGUUUGAGUUUUUAUCAUUGGCAACAAACACUUGCAGCCAUUUUCCUUUUAAGUAGCAUACUCAGUUUUUCCAUUUUUGAGAAAAUGUUUGCCAGAUACCUAAGUCUAAAAAAGCAAAGUGUGUUAGUAUUUCUUUCAAGUAAAAAUGGUAUUUCAUGGAAAAGCAGCUAGUUGAGCUCACAGCCCAGUUGCACAAGUCCUUUGCCUCAAGAUGACCAUCAUAUUUCAGUUACCACAGAAACUCUUUGUGCAGACUUUCCAUUUCAUCAUGGAUACUGUUAAAAAAGACAUGAGCUUUAAUAAAUUAUUACUUAUUAGUACUUCAUCAAAGGAUGAUCUUGAUGGAAUUGGCGUUUUUGUUUUUUAAUUGUAGCCUGUGAUCCUGAAGAAUGUAGUAACUGCUAACAAUGUGAGGUGCCACUUUUUGAUUCAUACUACAGCUAGCAGGUUUUUAUUUAAUUUUGUUUGCAGUAUUGGGAAUUGAACCCAGGAGUGCUCUACCACUGAGCUACAUCUCCAGCUUUUGUUUUGUUUUGUUUUUUGAGAGAGGGUCUCAUCAAGUUGCCAAGGCUGACCACGACGUCAAUCCUCCUGUUUCAGCUUCCUAAGAAGCUAGGAUUACAGGUGUAUACUACUUACCGCACCUAGUAAGAACCUAGCAGUUCUCCCCACCAUUGCUUUUGCACCAUCAGUGCAAGUUUCAACACAGUAGAAAAGGCAAAUAAUGUUUUAGAAUGAAAAUAGUUUGACCUUAUUCCUUUAAGAGGGUGUCAGGAUCUCUAAUAGGUCCACUGGCCAUAAUUCUGGAACUGUUAAUCUUGACCAGAUUCAUGGUGAAUUUUUUUGGCAAGGAUAUUUCAUAAGUUGUAUGUGUACUUCAGUCUGGAGGUUCCUGGAUCUGGAUAUAUGGUCAUCUCUUUAUUGCUGUUGUUGAAAGCCACUGAAGGUAAUAGAUGCCAUUUCGUUAGAAGAUACAAAAUGUUGACGUUUGAUGGUUUCUUCUCCAUUUACCAACUGAAAUACUUGUGAAAUUAAGCAUUUCAUUAACUUUGUAGAUGCUAUUAGGUAUAAUUUAUGUAGAAAAGACAGAUUAUAUACUUGAUUUCCCCUCUUUAUUACCAUUUUUCAAAAUGAUGAGUUUCCUACCAUUCUCCAAAGAUAACCAAAGAUUUUUUGUGUCAUUAAUGAAUUCAUGGAUUUAAAAAUAUUUGUUGUAUUUUAGUCCUUUGAGUUUUUUAAAAAAAAUUUCAAGUUGUUCCAUCUUGAUUUCAUCCUACAAGUUUUUUUAACCUGAUUUAUUGAGGUUUGAUUUUUAUAUUUCAGAGUAAUUUUCAAGCGCUUUCUUGCUUUCUCAUGUGAUGAAAUAUUCCAGAUUCAUCUUUUCCAUUUCCUGCACCAAAGCUGGAAACAGCCAUUUUUCAAAAGAACUCUGGUUCCCUUUAGUGGGAAUGAUAGUCAGAAAACACAGUCUACUAUAAGGUGUGCUCAUUGCAGUUAAAUCAUUUUUUUCUAGGUUUAUUUCAAAUUCAUGAAUUCUUACACUAAUUGCAGUUCAUAUUGAAUACUGCAGAUGUAGUAUUAACCAUUUUGAUCCAAUAUUUGUGAUUCCUUCCCCUCAGUAGUGCCAAUGUUUGCUUUACAUUCCAUAAUAAGCAUGUCAGCCUCGGAAUAACAGUACCAGUACUUCCACCAGCAAUUACUGAACACAAUUGUGUUACAGCUCCCUUUGUCCUUAGGGCAUAUCCCAGAAGUAUAAUCAAAUUAUUGUAUGUUGAAGCCACUUGGAAUAGUUCUUUGUGGUUGUGCAUAUACUCAGUAUGUAGAUAGACUGGUUAUUUUAUUUUGCUUUUCUUAUUGUUUUACCUUAUGAUUAUAUAAAUUAUAUGGUUCCAAAGGCAAAUCCACAAAACAGAGUUAUUCAGAUUUAGCAUAUAUCCUUAUUUCCUAUACCAUUUUCACUUUUUUGUUAUGUUUUGAAGAUGUGUACACACAUACACACACACACAUAUUUGUACUCAUGUUCUAAGAUAACAGUAGUAUAGUAUACAUACUUUUCUCUUUGUUUUUACUUAACUUUAUAUCUUUAAAAAUCACUUCUUUAAAAAUCACUCCAUAGCAGUAUGUAGAAAUAGUUGACAUUCCUUUUUUUUUUUUUUUUUCCCUAUCUUUGCAUUCUGUUGGGAGAAUAUAUUGCAGUUUAUUCAGCCAGUUCUCUGCUUAGGUUAUUCACAGUGGUUUUAAAGUUAAUUGCUUCAUAAACCUUAUGAUACUUUUUAUAAGUCUUACCUUUGAUUUUUUUUAUUAUUUCUUACACACAUGACAAUAGUGGAGUGCAUUACAUUCAUAUUUUUUUGCAUUACGAUUCUUAAUACACCUUUAUACCACAAUUUAUCAAAUCUCUGUUUGUAUAUAAGGUAUGUUGACACCAAAUUCACAUCUUCAUACAUAAUUUUGUAUAAUGAUGACUGUCUCCUUCCACUGUCCUUGCUAUUCCCCCUUACCUUUGAUUCUUAAAGAUCAUAGUUUCAGCUUUUCAGUAUUGAGAGGUUAGUUAAAUACUUUAAGCCUGUUUAGCUUUUUUAAAAAGCAAGGCGUAGAUUUAUUCAGAGAUCGGUCUCUGCCACAGUCUGGUGCUGUUUAUAUAAACUAACUAGUCUCUAAGACUAAUUUAAUCAUAGCGCUAGGGUCACAGGAAAGUGAAGUCAGUCUUGUGGCAAACAUUGUUUGUUAGCCUGCCCCAAGUUAUCAGAAUGCAAGUUAGUAUUAGCAAGGGAAGGGGUCCUGUAGGCCUAGAUUCCUAAUUGCUAUAAACAGAAUCUGACGUUUUUAAAGUUUGAAUCUCAUUUCAACCAAGGUCAGAUUUGGUUCAAUUACUUUAAUUAUGCUAUAAUUUGAAGUCAGAAAAGAAAAGGGGAAACAACUAUAAAUUCAGUAUUACUUGUUGUUUGUUGAGAAGGUUUCAAAAGUUGAUUUUUUUUUUUUUCAUACUGGGGGAUUGAAUCUAGGGCACUUAACCACUGAGCCACAUCCGUAGCCCUUUUUAUAUUUUAUCUUGAGACAGGGUCUCGCCAAGUUGCUCAGGACUCUCAUUAAGUUGCUGAGGCUGGCUUUGAGCUCAAGAUUUUUCUGCCUCAGCCUUCUGAACUUCUGGGAUUACAGGCUUGUACCACUGCAUUUGGCUGAAAGAUAUUUUUAAAAGUAAAUUUGCUAUUAAUCUAGAAAAGAAACUUCAGAUUUUCAGCUGAGAUGAAUGUAAAUUGUUUUUCUUACUGCUGGACCCACAGCCAUGCCUUUGAAUGAUGACCUCUUUCACCUAUUUUUUACUCUUCUUCUGAGCUGUCAAAAAUACUGUUAGUCUUUCUACUCAGCUUCACCUCCCAAUUUUUUUCUGGCAUGAGCUCUUGAUAGUACACUAAUCUAUUAUCCUGGGACAUGAAAUGUUGAGAAGACAAGGAUGAAGGAGGCAGGAGAUUAGCAAGGAUGGUGGAAUGUGAUGGAUAUCAUUAUCCAAAGUACAUGUAUGAAGGCACGAUGGGUGUCAACAUACUGUAUAUACAAACCGAGAUAUGAAAAGUUGUGGUAUAUAUGUGUAAUAAGAAUUGUAAUGCAAAAAAAGUACAUGUAUAAAGACAUGAAUUGAUGUGAACAUACUUUAUACAAAGAAAUGAAAAAUUGUGCUCUAUAUGUGUAAUAAGAAUUGUAAUACAUUUUAAAAAAAAGAAGACAAGGAUGAAGAUUUAUGUCAAUUUUCUCAUCUCUAUCCAAAGAAAGAGUCUCUUAGAACUCUGAAAGUAGUAUUUGCUUAAGUCCCCCAGGGCCCCUGAAAGAAAAACAUGAUGUGGAGCCUUUUCUUUUUUUUUUUUUUCAUAUCUAAGAUGUGUCGCUUGUAUCAUAUCCCUCUCCCAACAUAACCACUUCACUUGACAAAGAUCCUGAUGCUCCACCACUCAAAUGAAAUACAACACAAUUGGAUAUCUUUUGUCUUCAACAAGUUCACUCCAAGCCCCAAUCAUCCUUGAAUGGAAAGCAGGUUUCUUUUCCUUUCUUCAUAUCAGUUUGAGACUUCAAACUAACAGGCUAAGGAAGACAGAAUUUCGGGAGGUUGAACCAAAGGGGAAAGGCUGAUUGUUGGUGCUUCAUUGUGCUGCCACUGAGAGACACAACUCAGGGUAUUGGUUGUGCUGUACAUCCAAGUUUUUUGACUGAAAAUUUUAGAUUUCAGGUUUCUAUAGAAGGUUCUAUAAACUGUGGUUGGGUCUCUUUGUUUGGAAGUACAUUAGGUGUAUCAAAGUGACUGCUCUUUGUUAUAAAGGAGUAGGCCUGAUCCUUAAGAUCACUAGAGGCAAGCUUUUAGGGUUCGCAUCCUGACUUUACUAUUUUCUGAAUAGCUUUAAGCCAGUUUCUUUCUUCUAAGCUUCAUUUUCAUCUGUAAAAAGGGGUAUAACACUAGAACUACAGGACAGACUUUGUGUUAGUUUGAGAGUUAAGGGGUAAUGCAUAAAAAAUGCCUCCACCAUAAUAGGCACUUCAUAAAUGCCAACUUUUCCCCCUCACUUUCUUUUCCUUUCCCAAAACAUUGUCCAUGGAACACGUUUUAGUUACCUAAACCUUUUCCCCAGGGGUCUUCCAUUGACUUCCAUUAUAACAUCAGAGAGAUAACAUUUCUAAAGAAAACUUAACUCCCUAAGGGAUUGAUUAAAAAACUGCUUAAAAAACAAAAGAAUUAAAACCAUUGCUAGUUGAAAAUUGAAUUCCAAAGUAGUCAUUAGUAUUAUUUUAAUAACUUUCCAAUGUCUUCCUCUCACCCUCCCUUCCUCUUUCAUCUCUACUCAACAAUUUUUCUUUCUUUUUAAAAUUUUAAAUGUUAUUUUAUUUAUUUUUUAAUUUUAAAUUUAUUUAUUCUAAUUUGUAUGAUGGCAAAACACAUUUCAAUUCACAGUACACAUAUAGAGCACAAUUUUUCAUGUCUCUGAUUGUAAACAAAGUAGAGUCACACCAUUCGUGUCUUUGUAUAUGUACCUAGGGUAAUGAUGUCCAUCUCAUUCCACCAUCUUUCCUACCCACAUAAGCCCUCCCUUCCCUUUCAUCCCCUUUGCCCUAUCUAAAGUUCUUCCAUUCCUCCCAUGACCCCCCCACGCCCAGUCCUGUUAUGAAUCAGCAUUCUUAUGUCAGAAGACAUUCGGCCUUCGGUUUUGGGGGAUUGGCUUACUUUACUUAGCUUGAUAUUCUCCAACCCCAUCCAUUUACCUGCAAAUGUCAUAAUUUAUUCUGUUUUAAUGCUGAGUGAUAUUCCAUUGUAUAUGUAUACCACAGUUUUUUUAUCCAUCUACUGAAGGGCAUCUAGGUUGGUUCCACAAUUUAGCUAUUGUGAAUUAUGCUGCUAUAAACAUUGAUGUGGCUGUGUCACUGUAGUAUGCUGAUUUUAAGUCCUUUGGAAGUAUACCGAAUAGUGGGAUAGCUGGGUCAAAUGGUGGUUCCAUUCCUAGUUUUCUAAGGAAUCUUCAUACUGCUUUCCACAUUGGUUGCACCAAUUUUCAGUCCUACCAGCAAUGUAUGAGUGUGCCUUUUCCCCACAUACUCGCCAACACUUACUGUUGUUUUUACUCUUUUUUAAAAAAAAUAUUCUUAAGUUUUAUGUGGACACAAUAUCUUUAUUUUACAUUUAUGUGGUGCUGAGGAUUGAACCCAGUACCUCAUGCAUUGCUAGGUGAGCACUCUACCACUGAGCGACAACCCCAGCCCUGUUGUUUGUAUUCUUAAUAGCUGCCAUUCUGACUGGAGUGAGAUGAAAUCUUAGAAUAGUUUUUUUUUUUUUAAUUUGCAUUUCUCUAAUUAUUUCUUUAAUUGCUAGAGAUGUUGAACAUUUUUUCAUAUAUUUGAUGACUGUAUAUCAUUUUCUGAGAAGUGUCUGUUCAGUUCCUUGGCCCAUUUGUUGAUGGGAUUAUUUAGAGGUUUUUUUGGUGUUAAGUUUUUUUUUAAUAUUUAUUUUUUAGUUGAAGGUGGACACAAUACAUUUUUUAUUUCUUGUCUUUUUGUGGUGCUGAGGAUUGAACCCAGUGCCUCACAUGCCAGGUGAGUGCUCUUCGUCUGAGCCACAAUUCCAGCCCUGGUGUUAAGUUUUUUGAGUUCUUUAUAUAUCCUAGAGAUGAGUGUUCUAUCUGAUGUGCAUGUGGUAAAAAUUUGAUCCCAUUCUGUAGGCUAUCUAUUCACCUGACUGAGGUGUUUCUUUUGCUGAGAAGAAGCUUUUCAGUUUGAAUCCAUCCCAUUUAUUGAUUCUUGGUUUUAUUUCUUGCACUAUAGGAGUCUUAUUAAGGAAGCUGGGGCCUAAUCCAACAUGAUGAAGAUUUGGGCCUACUUUUUCAUCUGUUACACGUAGGGUCUCUGGUUUAAUUCCUUGGUCCUUGAUCCACUUUGAGUUGAGUUUUGUGCAUGGUGAGAGAGAGGGAUUUAAUUUCAUUUUGCUGCAUAUGGAUUUCCAGUUUUCCCAGCAUCAUUUGUUGAAGAAGCUAUCUUUUCUCCAAUAUGUUUUUGACACCUUUGUCUAGUAUGAGAUAAAUGUAUUUAUGUGGAUUUCUCUGUGUCCUCUAUGUACCAUUGAUCUACAUGUCUAUUUUGGUGCCAAUACCAUGCUGUUUUUGUUACUAUUUCUCUGUAGUACAGUUUAAGGUCUGGUAUAGUGAUGCCACCUGCUUCACUCUCCUUGGUAAGGAUUGCUUUGUCUAUUCUGGGUUUCUUGUUUUUCCAGAUGAAAUGAAUUCAGCAAAGUAGCAGAAUAUAAAAUCAACACCCAUAAAGCAAAGGCAUUUCUGUAAAUCAGUGACAAAUCCUCUGAAAGAGAAACUAGGAAAACUACCCCAUUUACAAUAACCUCAAAAAAAAAAAAAAAAAAAAAAACUUGGAAAUCAACUUAAUGAAAGAUGUGAAAGACCUCUACAAUGAAAACUAUAGAACACUAAAUAAAGAAAGAAGACCUUAGAAGAUGGAAAGUUCUCCCUUGUUCUUGGAUAGGCAGAAUUAAUAUUGUCAAAAUGACCAUACUACCAAAAGCACUAUACAGAUUUAAUGAAAUUCCAAUCAAAAUCCCAAUGACAGGGCUGGGGUUGUGGCUCAGUGGUAGAGCACUGGCCUAGCAUGUGCCCUCGGUUCGAUCCUCAGCACCAUAUAAAAAUAAAUAAAUAAAAAGAAAGGUAUUGUGUCUGACUACAACUAAAAAAUAUUUUUUAAAAAAAUCCCAAUGACAUUCCUUAUAAAAAUAGAAAAAUCAAGUUUUUCUUUCUACCCACCUCACAUGCUUUUCAAACCACCAAGCUCUCUUGAGUGUUGUAAGCCAGACCUCCAAUUGCAAUAACACACUUUUGCCAGUAGAUGCCACCUUUUUGCUUCUAGUGUGUGCAGUCUUCUGUGUGGCGUAUCCUUAUGCCAGAGAGAGGUUGUGGCUAGGUAAAAUGGGUAAUGGAAUUAAUUCACCAGCAUACAAGUUUGACAUUGUGUGAUGUGAGUUCCUUGAAAAUAGAGGCACCUUGUGACACAGACCAGUAGAAUGGACAUCACAGUACAUCAGAAGAGGGGAGAAUGGCCUCAGCCCUAGCUGGGAUCUUAGGUGAGUGGCUCUCCUCUUUGAGUUUCAGGUUUCUGGUCUACUUUUCCCACAGGGUUGGAGAAAGGAUUAAAUGAAAUUUAGUUUGGGUUAUUUAAACCAACUUUUCUUUCAGAAUUCUGGUAGAAUUCUGUUACUUAUUAUUUCACAUUGUAUUUAACCUUUGUAGAAAAAAAGUAUCAUUAGUCCUUUUUAUUUUAAUUAGGUAUAUAUGAUAGCAGAAUGCAUUUUGAUUCAUUAUACACAAUUGCAGCACAUCUUUACAUUUCUAUGGUUGUACAUGAUGUAGCGGCAUCUCACCAUAUGCGUAGUCAUACAUGUACCUAAAAUAAUGAUGUCUAUCUCAUUCCACCAUCUUUCUUACCACCUUGCCCCCUCAUCACCUCUCCUCCCCUUUGCCCCAUCAUAAUUCCUCCAUUUUUCCCAUGUCGCCCCCAUUAUGGAUCAGCAUCCACUUAUCAGAGAGAACAUUCAGCCUUUGGGUUUUUGGGGAUUGGCUUACUUCACUUAGCAUGGUAUUCUCCAACUCCAUCCAUUUACCUGAAAAUAUCAUAAUUUUAUUCUAUUUUAAUGCUGAGUAAUAUUACAUUGUGUAUGUAUACCACAGUUUCUUUAUCCAUUCAUCUAUUGAAGAACAUCUAGGUUGCUUCCACAGUUUAGCUAUUUUGAAUUGAGCUGCUAUAAAUAUUGUGUAGCUGCGUCACUGUAGUAUGCUGAUUUUAAGUCCUUUGGGUAUAGACCGAGGAGUGGGAUAGCUGGGUCAAGUGGUGGUUCUAUUCCAAGUUUUCUAAGGAAUCUCCAUACUGCUUUCCAUAUUGGUUGCACCAAUUUUCAGUCCCACCAGCAAUGCAUGAGUGUGCCUUUUCUCUCACAUCCUCGCCAACAUUAUUGUCUGUAUUCUUGAUAACUGCUAUUCUGAUGGGCCUAAGAUGAAAUCUUAGUUUGGAUUUGCAUUUCUCUAAUUACUAGAGAUGUUGUAUAUUUUUUUAAUAUAUUUGUUGAUCAAAUGUACACCUUCUUCUGAGAAGUGACUGUUCAGCUCCUUAGCCCAUUUAUUGAUUAGAUUUUUUUUGUUUGUUUUAAGUUUUUUGAGUUCUUUAUAUAUUCAUUAGCUCUUUGAUGACAAAUAUUCAGAGACAGGGGAAGGUCAAAGGACCUGGUAUGUCCAUUCUCCUGGAAUGCUUCCAUUUGCUGAUGUUAGUAAUAGUGUAUCAUCACUUAAGACAGAGCAUUUAAUACAGUUAAAGUGGUACAUUCAUAUCAUGUUAUUUUAUUUGGUGAUGUUUACAGUGUUCUUGUGAGGAAAUGAAACAGUUUCCUAUCCUUUUUUUAUAUUUGACAUUUUUAUUUUUUUAAUAUUUUUUUAGUUGUUGAUAGACCUUUAUUUAUUUGUAUGCGGUGCUGAGAAUUGAACCCAGUGCCUCACACAUGCCAGGCAAGUGUGCUACCACUGAGCCACAGCCACAGCCCUUAUAGUUUGACAUUUUUAAAAGACAACUUCAUUACUUAGUGCCAGAAUCAAUUCUAGAGCCCAGAUUCUCAAGUCACAUCUCUGUUAACUCUUUUUUCUUCUUACGUGAAAGCAACAACAAACAACACUGAACACAGAGUAGGUAUUUAAUUAGUGUUAUAAGCCAGGAAGAAGAAUCAUUUGUAAAAUGAUGUAUGAUGAGAUCUGGAGUAACCAAGGAGAAUGAUUGUAGGUUUAUUUUGUCCUACUGAGAAUUUUAUGACAUCGAGAGGAAUAUUUAUCAUUGACUCUAAAUGUUUUUUUCCAUGCUUAUUCAGAACACAGCGCAUAUUGACAAGCUUUGCAUUUUAUUGUUUAGGUAACAAAUUCCCAUGUUGGGACAAUUUAAUUUUUACCUUCUUUUAUUUUCUUUAUUGUUUACUUUGUAACUAUGGAUUUUAUAAUAAUUAUGUUGUCAGAAAAUGUCAUGCUAACCAAAAAGCAUUAUUAUUUUAAGAACAGUUUUGGUUUUGACCAAACAUAAUCUCUGUGAAAACAAAAAAAAGAUGUCUAUUGUAUAGAAGUCUUAAUGCUUUAGCAAACAUUUGAUACAUUUUUUCCUGAUAUCUGUCCCAGUGUGCCAAUUGGUCUAAUUCAGGCAUUUGUUCCUGAAUUUUUCUUCUUAUUCCCAGUUAUUUAUUGUCUAAUCAGUAUGAACUUUUCUGCUAAUUUGUUUUUUUUAACAGCAUUAAUAGAUAUUAUUUUUUAAAAUAAUCUUUCUAUAGUUUGCUCAUUUUCUUGUCUCAUUUUUGUUUUUCUGCUAAUUUGUUUUUUUUAACAGCAGUAAUAGAUAUUAUUUUUUUAAAUAAUCUUUCUAUAGUUUGCUCAUUUUCUUGUCUCAUUUUGUUUUAUUGGUAGGUACACCUAGUUGAGUGCUUAUUAUGUGUAUGUCCCUAUGAAUAUUUUGUCCCAUUUGCUUCUCACACUCAUCUUCUCACGUAAAAUGCAUGAUAGCUCUUAUCCCAUUCAUUUUGGCAGUGAGGCUUGGAGACACUAGAUGAUGUCUCUCCAGAGUGCAUGACUUAUAAGUGAUGGAGUUAAGCUUUAAAUUCAUUUUUUAUAUGAAGUCCCUUAAUCAUCUUAGAAUAAUAUAUUUGUUUGCCUAAGAAGUAUUAUGCCAUAUGUGCUGGUGGUGAGCGUGUAUCUAAUUCAGAUGCUGCUGCUUUUCUUCCUCUAGUCUGUCCAGCACUUGGCUCAUAGCCACAGCACACAGGUGCUCAGAAUGUGUUAUCUGAUGGUCAUUUGAGCCCAAAAUGCACUUCCAAAUCCUUUUCAAUUUUCUUAUGUAAAAUUUACUCAUCUAUGUGUAUAGGAAUGUUAUUUGGACUAUAAAUUUGACAGAUGUGGAAUUUAAGUUUUCUCUCCCUUCUUAAGUAGAAAACAUUGAUUAGAACUGUAGAUUGAAGCUGGAUAAAGCAUAUUAAACAUUUAGCAAGUGCCUGAAUUUCUGGUUUAUUGCUAGUAAAUGGGCUCCUUUCCAAGUGAUGGCUCACGUGUAGUUAAAAGGGAGUAGUGAUAUCAGGAAUCAGGCCUAGCUUCUGAUAGCCUUGUAACCUUAAUCAGGCCAGCUGCCCUUUCUAGGGCUGGCUGUCUUCAUCUGCUAAAGAUGAGUUUAAAAAGAGCCCUCAAACCUUCUGGUUCUUUGUUAGUCUUUAAAAUGGAACUACUGCCUAUCUAUUACAGGAGCUGCAAGAAUCUGAAAGACAGACCCUGUAGAAAGCACAUAAAGGUUGCUUAGUGUUAAUAAGGCUUUUCCCCUGUCCUUUUAAAAUGCAAGAAGUGCUUUGGACACUCAGAAGAUUAAAAUGAACAUAGGAGGCAGGGUAAGUGACCAAGAGCCAGAUAGACCUGGUCAGUCGUGCCUUCACUAUUACGUGAUCUAAAAUUCUAGGCAAGUUGCUUAAUUUAAAAUGAAUAUACUGACCACAUUUACCUCAGGGUUAUUGAGAAGAUAAAAAAAUUGUAAAAUUUCUACCUACCUACCUAUUUAUGAGACAGGGUCUUGCUGUUCUCAGGCUAGUCUCAACUCCUCAAGUGGUCCUCCUGCCUCAGCCUCCCAAGUGCAGUGACUGUAGGCACACAUGACUGCAUCUGGCUUAAAAUACGUUUGAAGUACUUAGUAGAGUGCCUAACGGAAUGGCCAUUCAAUAAAUUUUGUGUACAUAUCAAAACAUAAGGUGGGAGGGAUGAAUGAACUACCAGAAAAGGAAGAGUUAAAAAAAAAUAAUUAGGUAGGCCACCCAAAAGAAGGGAGGUAGGAAGAAGCCCCAGCACUUACUUCACAUUUUGUUGAGGCCCUGCCAUGACAGCUCUCACUUCUUAGCUCACGUAUGGUUUGAAGCACUAAUUUAAUACUUAAGAUGAACUGAAUUCUGUUGUGACUUUUUUGUUCCUAGGGUUCAAGCAUCUAGCAUAUUAAUCGAGUCAUUGACAGACCCUUGUCUUUUCUCUCACCAGAUUAUUUCUCCUCUGUUCUUGCCCUUGGAAGCUAUAUAAGACCUGGACAGUGCCCUCAUUUGUAUUCUUUUUUUUUUUUUUUUUUCAAAAUAGUUUUAAUCCUGUGGUACGGUUGUUAAGUGUGUGUGUGUGUGAGAGACAGAUAUGGGGCUAUCUGGGAGCCAUCACUGCCCUGAGUAUUCCUGUUUGCAGAGCUGAAUUCCUCUUGCAUACAACCUUGGAUAUGAAGGUGGCCAGCUGCUGGAGGAAGAGCAAACUCAAAUCCACUCUUUAGACCCACCGCUCACUUCAGUUUACUCUUUGGGAAAAUCAUGAUUAAAAACUAUUACAAGAUUUUGUAACCUUCAGAAGUGGAUGUAGCUAAUUAGAGUUUAAAACAUCUUAAGGGAUUAGUGUUUAAAAUGAAGUAAAGUCAGGAAAUUUGCUUUCCCCUCCUAAGUGCACUGAUUCCCAGAUAUGGCAGGACCAAGCAGAAGGUUAUUUUCACACAUUGGGAAGAAACGUUCCAUUCCAGACUCAAGUAGAGGUUUUCCACUUUUAGAAGUGCUGCUGAGGCUAUAAUUAUAAACUACAACCAUUCUAGGAUUAAUUUAAAACAGUUCCUGAGGUGAAUUAAGAUCUUGCAAUAAAAAUACCAUAUACAAUCUGUCACAUUAUCUGUGGCCAUUCUUUCCUGGGACCAGCCUAGUUAAUGAGAGUAACAGGUGCCUAGAAGUUUAUUGCUGAAGGCAUGUUUUGAACAAUGGUACUAUGAAUUCAGCACUUAUAUGAGAAUGGUGCUUGAAUUCAUGGUAUUUGAUCAAGAUUUGAGUUUUAUAUUCAUUUAUGCAAGAGCUAGUGACGUACACGAUUUCACCUUUUUUCUUUCUCACUUCCUCUCCUCCCAUCUGUUGUUUUGUUUUUUUAAGGAUGGAAAAAGCUAGUAUGGCUAGUAUGGCCUGGUCCUCAUUCUCUGACUUCUAGCUGUCCAUUUCCUUCUCCUCCCCGCUUUGCUUUCUUUACCAGGGCCUAAACAAGGCUGAAUGACUGCAACCUCCAGGGAAGUUUUGUACUGGACUAGAUAACCUUUAAAGUUUGGUCCAGUACUGAGAGUGUGGUACCACAUCAGUGAACUCUUGUAGCUCCUCAAACGUGAUAAAAAGGUGAGCCCUCAGCAUCCAAAGUCAUGGGAUCCUGAGGCUGGUUGCAGCGAGAACAGGAAGCUGAGAAGGGAAAGCCAGUUUGGCCCAUGGCACAUAUAAUUUUCUGUAAUUUGAAUAGGCAUGAGCUCUCUAGUUCACCACAAAUCUCACCACCUCCUGUGUUUAUUUUUUAUAAAUGGCUCCUUGGGGUUAUUUUUAUCGCUUGUGCCAGCCCUGAAAGUGUUUGUAUUUGUGACCUUUGAUUUAACUAAUCCCCAAUUCAUGAACAUUUUAGGUGACCGCCAACUUUUUAAUAUUAAUAAAUAUUGGUUUAAUGAACAUCUUUACAUUGUAUGCCCUUAGAAUUAACUCCUGCAAGUAGAAUUAUUGGGUCAAAUUUUUUAUUUGAAAUUGUGAUAAAUAUUGUCAAAGUUCUCUAUUGUUUUUGGUGUGUGAAUUGCCAGUUUGUUAUUUAUCUUUCAUUAGUUUUCUUACUGAUUUUUAAGAGUGGUGAUCAAGUAAGAUUAUCAACCUUUUAAUAGGUGAUAAAUGUAUUUUCUGUUUUUUAAAGCUUUUAUAUAAUGUCUAACUAUUCAGACAUUUUAGAUUUUUAUGUAUUUUGAUUUACUAACUUUUACUUUGUGGUUCCUGGAAUUUUAUGUCAUGUUUAGGAAAUCUUUUUCAAUCCAGCUUCAUGAAUUUCUAAACAGCCACUUUUGCUAACAACCAGGGACUUAAAAUACGUGGUUAAUUUGCAAUUUCUAAGUCUUGAUAGCAUCUGUAUCUAAAUGUGGCUUGUUUUUACAGAUAGAAAGUUUCUACUUCCGACUCUGAGUUUCAGUAUUUUUCUGCUUUCAAACCCCCCAGAAAGGAGCUGUGAACAGAAUACCGUAUUGGUUUUGGCACUGACUUUAAUGCAUUUCAAAUAGGCUGAUUCUACAGAAUUUGAUCCAUAGUACUUUAGUGUCUUGAUGCCUUUUUGCCAAGCAAAAUUGAUUAUUUCUAACCCAAAGACCUUCAGUGCUGGACUGAAAAAAAAAGUAAGGAGGGCCUCCUCAGAUGGUGACAGAUUAUAUAAUUUGGCAUCCAGUACAAUGCUUUUUAUUUUUCUCUCAGUUUUUUCCCUGUCUGCUAGUCACCAGUGGUCCAUGCCUCUCAUUGCUUGGUGACUUUUUGGAGGGCAGAUUCAAAUUUUUUCUUUCCAAGUCUUAGUAAUUGUAUCUUUAAAAUAUUUUUCUUUUUUUCCUGGCAGUUUGCUAAGUGGAUACUGGGGUCUUUUUUUGACAGUUUUUUCUAGCUUUCUCUUGUGUUGUGGCAUUUAGCUCUGGAUUGAAUUUGUUGUGCUGAUGUAUUUUCAGCCAUAGUGAUGUCUGCUCUAUGAUGUGGGUUCUGCUUAUCACUUUAGUUAGAGGUGUUUUUAACUUAGUAUCUUGUUUUGUACCUCUUUUGUAAUCAUAUCCUCCUAAAUUAUUAUAGUGUAUUAUUUUAAAGUAGAUUUUAUCAUUGAGUCUUGUUUUUCAGUCAAGCGUAUAGGCAGGGAGACAGAUUCUACAUUUGGUUGAAGGCAAUGGUUAAAACAAUCAGAGUCAUUCUGUUAGGGUUCAUAGACUGUUCUCUUAAGCUGCCAUGUCACCUUAUCUAACCCUCAAUUUCCUUAUCUGUCAAACAUGGAUAAAAAUCACAUAUCAUAGGGCCAGGCCAUAGUGAGUAUGACAUGAGACAAUGGCUUUAAAGCACUUAGGAGUCUCUGGCUUGCAGUAAACCUUUUUUUUUUUUUUUUUUGUGAUGCUGGGAUUGAACCCAGGGCCUUGUGCAUGUGAGGCAAGCACUCUACCAACUGAGCUAUAUCCAUAGCCCUAAAUUUUUUCUUUUAAAGCGUCGGUUUGCUCUUCUAGGAUGUUACAAUGCUAUUUUCCCUCAUAAUUGUAAAAAAAUUAUAUCCACAUUUUAGAAAGUUCAGAUAUUGAAAAUAUUAAAGAAGAAAAUGUUUCCUAUAAUUCUACCACCCUCAGCGAUAAUCAUCACUUACAUUUUAACAUGUUUCCUUCCGGGUUUUUUUGUAUUUAUAUAUUAUUUUACAUAGCUGAGAUCAUUCUGCAUGUGUAAUAUAGCUUGAUUUUUUUUCACUUAUCAUGAACAAUGUCAUUAAAACAUUUAUAAAAUCAUCAUUUUAUGGUUACAUAUAGUCUAUAACAUUAUUUUGAUUGAGUUAAUCAUUCUCUUUAUUUGGCCUUUAGUAUUUGGAGCUUUUUUGGUGGAGCUGGGCUGCUUUCAGAUCACUGUUGCUAAGCCAGUCUUUCUUCUUUUCAGUUGGAGAGAGGUUUAAAGGCUUCAUGAUUGCACUUGUUGUUGUCGUUGUUUGCCUGUUGAAUUAAGUGUGUGAAUGAAGCCAGGAUUUUAGCCAUUAAACCCUGUGCUCUCAAACUUCUCCCUCCACCUUUCUGGACAGUCUCCAUGCUUAUUUGCUUUUUAACCUUUUUCUCAUGAAUUUCUUCUAAUUUUGUGCUGGAAGAAAGAUGAAUGGGGAUUAUGAUUAGUAUUAGGUCUCCAACCCUACUGUGCCAUGUGAAUGGCUAGGAGCUAGCCAGAAUAAACACUAGUUGCAUGUUAAUAGAGCUUUACUAAGGUAAUCAUGCUGAGCAGUUUCUGGUAAGAAGACUAACCUAGAUUGUUCUUGACAGGGCACAUUAUUUUUGUUUCUACUUCUUAUUUUUCCUGUAAAGUCAGGUUUAAAGUAUGUUGAGACUGAAUUCAUUUGUACUUUGGAAUAUAAUGAGGUCUUGUAUUUUUUACUUUAAGAAAACCAGCCAAAAACAGCAGUCUGGAAAAGACAUAUGUAUCCAAAAUUGCCAGGGAAGCCUGCUGUGUAGAUACGCUUUCUGAGAAACCACAUGGCAAAUGAAUGUCGUCUUUGUUUCAGAACACAGUAGCCUGGUUCUGCUGGUGAAUCACACUAGCUGGUUUGAGCUUGGAUUUUUAACUCAGUUAUUGAAAUAGCACUGAGAGCAAGACUUAAAAGCUUGUAGCUGGUGACCUCAGAAGGUUGCUCAAAACAAUAUGGAUCUGUAUGAGCUUGACACUGGUUUUUACUUCCUUGGUUUGAUUCUGAGACUGCCUGAUCUGCAGCUAUUUAGCAGCCUUCUUCUUUAAAGUUCAUUCUUAAGAUCAUAUUCUCUAAUGUUGAAAUAUAGGAUAAUUUCUAUUUUUAAUACAUAAUGAGCCAGAGGCUGAGUCCAGACUGGCUCAGAAAUGGAUCCUAAGAACCACAAACAUAUAUUUUAGCACCUUGGGUCUGAGGAAAGCCUGUCUUACAGUCACUUCCAUGUGGCUUCACAGGAAGAGCAGGUGACAAGUGGGCAUAUAUAUGUCUUGAAUUCCUAGAAGCCAUUGUCCCCCUUACUUAGUGAUACUACUGAUCCAACUCUGUAUCAGUCAGAGAAUGAGAGCCUUUAAGGAUUAAAAGGGGCCUUAAGGGACAUGUAUUCCAACUUCUGCCACAUUUCCAAUAGGCAUCAUGCAGUGUUUUUUUUUUAAAUAAUUUUUUAGUUGUUGAUGGACCUUUAUUUUAUUUAUUCAUUUAUAUGUGGUGCUGAGGUGCUGAGAAUUGUACACAUGCGAGGCAAGUGCUUUUCUACCUCUGAGCCACAACUGCAGCCCCAUGCAGUAGGUUUUUUUUUUUUUUUUUUUUAACAA
This is a messenger RNA of Marmota monax (woodchuck), 22070 nucleotides long. RefSeq names its product serine/threonine kinase 4 (gene Stk4). The transcript has 11 exons. Bases 68 to 1489 code for a protein of 473 amino acids. Gene Ontology annotation, cellular component: cytoplasm. Lineage: Eukaryota; Metazoa; Chordata; Mammalia; Rodentia; Sciuridae. The record is from RefSeq and is a predicted model, not a curated record. Gene Ontology annotation, molecular function: ATP binding; protein serine/threonine kinase activity. Gene Ontology annotation, biological process: intracellular signal transduction; protein tetramerization; regulation of MAPK cascade.